CCUCACAGUCAACUCUGUACAUCAGUGCUUACACCAUGUUAUGAUUUCAAAGUUGCAAAUGAAAUGAGGAAGGAAGAGCAAUUCUCCAUAUCUGUUUAUAAUUUUGUCCAGAUAAUCUUUAAAGAAUUGCAGUAGGAAGAUUUUACAGAUUCCAGAAUUUCAAUUUAGGAGAAAUGUUAUAGCAUAGGAAAGCUGUUAGUAACUGGAAUGUACCGUGUUUUGGCGCUGCUUGGUUGUAAUGGACAGGCCACGGUGCUGAGUACGUGCAGGAACUGGGCAUUUGGAAACAACUGUUGCAAUGUGAUGCAUUUCAAACUUAAGCAACUUGUCUGGAGCUUUUUGAAUUAAUCUUCUUUGCUCGGGAUACGUCCCGUCAGUCAGGUUUGAACUAAAAAAUAAAAAAAGGUAGAAGAACUGAAGUGGAUGGAGAGAUUUCUUAUAGCCCCAAUUCCUCCAGAAAUUCAGAUUUAGAAAAAAUAGGUGAUAUGAAGGCUCUUUUACUGAUAAUGGCAUGGAUGCUGAAAUUUUAACUCGAUAGUACAUAUUUAGACAAAAAUGUAAAGAAAAGCGAUGGCUUGUGAAAAAAUCCACUUACAAAGUAUUAUAAAUUCAGAUUGGACCAAUCUGAAACAUAAACUAAUUGUCUAUUCCUCUUUAGUAUUAACUAAGGAGAAGAGAUUAUAUCCAUUAGCUUGAAUUACAGUGAACAUAUACAUUUUAUUAUUUUGUACUUUGACUAGGCAAGGAGAGAGAAGUCAGAGCUUUACCAGUGUCUCACUGCUUAAGGGUGCACAGGCUCUUAACUUGUGUCUGCCUCAACUUUCCCAGCUGUGUAGUGAUUAUGCUAUGCCCCACUUUGGAAAGCACAAAUAGGAAACACCGAUGAGCUGUUUAGUAGCAUAUUAAUAGAAUUUAAAAAGUCCCUAUUGUUUUUAAUUUCUCAUCACAAGACUAUAUGAUUCCCAAAAGUUCUAAAAUUCAGAGGACGGGGGUAUGUUAAAUUGAAAAACUCAGUAAACAAACCUUAACGUGGAAGAGAGAAUUUCUUCAGUACAUUUGCAUGCAGUGCACUAGAGGGCCCUCAGGAGUUAGAAAUGGAUGGAAUGCACUUUUGGAAGGCAUAUACUUCACAGGACUUUUCAUUGCAGAAUUUAAAAUAGAAGUUGCUGUGGAUUUGUGUGUGUGUGUGUGUUUUUUUUUUUUUUUAAUAACGUGAGGUUCAUGCAAGUUUAUAGCAGUUCAUAUGCAAACCACCUCUCAGUAAAGUUAGCUUCCAAAUGGUACUUAGCCUGCAAUGAAAUACCUAAAUGUGAACCAUACUUGAAACUGAAAUAUGUGCUAGACACCAGCUCAGUUACUUUUAUUGACCUAAGGAGUUUACCAGAACAAAGGAUGUGUCAAGCUGAAUAGUUUGUAAAGGAGAUACAUCAGAUCUUUUAGACUACAAGUCAGUAAACUUUGCUUACGCAGCUGGCUCCAUUCAUUCCCUGAAACCAAUCACUUUCCCUGUGGUGGCUGAUAAGAAUUUAACAGCUUGAGAAGGUGGAGUGUCAGCAUCCUCAGUGCUAACCACUUUCCCAGGCAUAUCAGUAGCCUCUGUCCAUCACCCAUGCUGAAAGCUACUUGGAAAACAAGAAAUAGAAAUUGGGGAAGGGAAAUCAUGCAUCAUCAUCCUGGAUGUAAUAUACAGAAGACUUUAUGCUGUUUUCAUCAUGUGGAUUCACUAGAGAAAUGACCGCCUUUGAUCAGCCAAGUAAAAUCAAAAACUUAUUUAUUUGCUGCUUUUGCCCUUCACGGGUGUUGAGGCUCUGGACUUGCAGGCGCCCAAGGACAAGGAGGAAUCUGCUUGUGGGAACCGCCUGUGUGAUCUACCUGGGAUUCCUUGUCAGUCAGGUUGGUCAUGUUUUACCCCAGCACAAAGGAGGACAUCAGAAGAUCAGUUCCAGAAGUCUCCAAGAUGCAGCCCAAACUCCUUUUCUGGGCAUCCCACUGGAUGGCACCCUGUCACCACCCAAUUUCCAGGAACCCCAGCUGGGUAGCAAUGGGACCUUGCUGCCACCCAAUGUAGUUUAUAUCACCCUGCGGUCCAAGCGCAGCAAGCCUGCCAAUAUCAGAGGCACAGUGAAGCCAAAGCGCAGGAAGAAAAAUGCAGUGCCUUUGUCCUAUGGGCAACAUUUUCCAAAAGCCACUUUUACGGGCCUGGAAGAGGCCUUUGCCCAACAGCCAGGGAGGACCGUGCAUGCCACAGGCACAGUGGGAGCAGCAGUAGCUCUGGAAGCGAGAAAGUACCAGCUGGAUGAACACAGACAUAAAGGAAUGGCAGUCGGAGAGAGGGGUCACCGGAGACCUGGGACGAUUUCUGGAGCUGUGAGGGCACAGUCCCAGCCUGAGGAAAGCAAUAUCAGGAUUUACAGUGAGAGCUCUCCCUCGUGGAUGAGCAAAAAUGACAUCUUAAGCAUGCGAAUGCUGGCAGAUUCUCCGAUAGAGAGCAUCCAAGAAGUACCUUCACACAAUGCAGUCCUGGUAGUGUUCGCAGGAGGUCCCGGCACCACAGGAACUGCUUGUGAUCAAGGACGCUGCGGGAUUGUCAAAAGACCCCUCGACAUGAGUGAGGUGUUUGCCUUUCAUUUGGAUAGGAUAUUGGGGCUAAACAGGAGCUUACCUUCUGUAAGCAGGAGAUCAGAAUUCUUCCAAGGCGGUCAAGCUUGUCCUGUUAUUCUCUGGGAUUCCUCACUGAGUCCAACAGAUAAUAGUACCCAUUCUUCAGUGAGGUUAACAUGGGGACGAUAUCAGCAGCUGUUGAAGCAGAAAUGCUGGCAGAAUGGUAAAAUUCCCAAAGCUGAGUGGGGCUGUACUGAAAUCCACCAUCAUGAAUGGUCCAAGAUGGCACUUUUCGAUUUUCUUCUGCAGAUCUAUAAUCGACUAGACAGAAACUGCUGUGGAUUCAAACCUCUCAAGGAGGAUUCCUGCAUGCAGCAAGGACUGAAGCUGAAAUGUAAUGAUCAGGAUGAUGUUGACCUGACACACAUAGUUCAGAGAAGGCAUGACCAAAGGCAUUUGGCCUUUAUAGACAAUAAGGGUUUCUUUGACAGAAAUGAGGACAAUCUUGACUUCAAAAUACUGCAAGGAAUCAAUGAAUUCCCUGAAUCUGCAGUUUCAGUGCUGAGGAGCCAGCGCUUACGUGAGAAGUUGCUCCAGUCUUUGUUCCUUGACAAAAUAUACUGGGAGAGCCAAGGAGGCAGAAAAGGAAUUGAAAAGCUUAUUGAUGUAAUAGAAAGGAGAUCCAAAAUUCUUCUUACUUAUAUAAAUGCACAUGGAGCCAAAGUAUUGCCCAUGAAUGAAUGAAACAGUCUUGCUUCCAUCUGAGAGACAGUCCUUAAAAAAUUCUGUAUGGGACAAAAAUUGACAGUAAAAUUGAUUUAAUUCAUAGAAUUAUUUAAUUUUUUCCUCCAAACUUUCAAGUUUAUUUUUAAAUAAGGAAUCUUACAUGUUUUAAAAGCAACAUUUAAAUGUCAGCUGUGGCUUAACACAGUGAAGUCUCUUCUAUGUCACCAGUGUCAUGAAAAAUAACCAAAUGGUACAACAAAUAAUAUGCAGUAAAAUGUAGGUACCAUGAACACUCCUUCUGUUAAACUUUUUGAAGAUUAGUAACAGGAUUUUCAGUACAUUAGUCUGGAUUACUCUUACUUCCCUCUUUCAAGUCAGUGUAAGUUUUUCUCACAAGUUUAAAUGGGACCAGAGAUGUGUAAGCUUAAUACACUGAUGACAACUGUCAUCACGUCUUCUUGCUGGAACAUAUACACAGGAACUUGUCUUUUUAUUAGGAAUACUAAGAUCCCAACAUUUCCAAAGGCUUUUUUUAUUUUAUUUUGAUCUUUUGAAAUCUGAGAACUAAAUUCAGCUCUUUUAAAGGCAGGAGUGCUUGCACUGGACAAGAAAGAAUUUUAAAAGCAGAGUAAGGAGAACAUGACUUCAACAGUAAUAACUAUUUUGACAAAUACAGUUUUUACCUGUCCAGUAGGGAGUUGAAUUCAUCAUGAGUCACUCAGUAAAAUGUACUAUUUUCAAUGUAAGUUGUUCUGAUGUGUAGCUAGAUAAUCUGAUAUUCUCUGUCUAUUGAUUAACUGGGUAUUUCUCACAGAAUUGUCCUUUGCUACCACUAUUUUUAAAAGUGACUUUAGCUUUUUGUGAAUAUGCUGCUACAUGUUUUAUUUUUACAAAAUUCUUGACAAUAUUUUUUGAGAAUUAUCAAAAAGCAGACCUACUAACAACAUGUGUGUUGUUAAACCCAUCACCCAGGAUAUGUUUAUUCUGUGUGCUCAGCUCUAGACAGCAGUUCAGGCUCUGGUUUUCCAUUAAGAAUGACCACUGUGGAGCGAUGAUUCUAGAUGAUGACUUGCCCCAAGUGUUCCUACAGGUAACUUGUUAGAGAAGAUUGGAUAAGCACUUCAGAUUUCUAUCCUCCAGAAAUAAAGUAUCAGUUGAUUCUACCUGUUUGUUUAGAAGGACCUUUAUCAUCUUUCUAGAGAAAUAUCUAUCACCCACUUGCCAUGAGAUAAUGGAAGAAGUUGGAUACUUUUGUAGCUACUCUUGUCUUUAUGUAGAGUAAAAAAAUAUAUGACAUAUAAGAUUUAAAAAUAUUUCUGAAAGUGUUUCUUUAAUGUCGUUAAUGAGAAAUUAAAAAUGUCUUAUCACUGUAAGCAUAGAUGGCUGAGUUUAACAUUUUAAAUACCUACAAUCCCACUAAAACCAGCAAAACCAGUUUUUUUCUUUAGUGUCGGAAAACCUAUUAACAAUGAUUGCAUUACUAGAAGAAAUAGGUCUCAUUAUAGACAGAGUUAAAAAUACCUUGUAAAAUUUUAAGAGCUUAGCCAGCUAAGUAAUAUCUUAUUUUAUUUUGUGGGCAAAGAACAGAUAUAAAUUUGUUAAAACUUACUAGAACUUAUUGCCUUGAAAGCACGUGUUUUAGAGUGCCUUAGACUUUUUAAUAGCAGAAAAGUAGAAUUUUAUAGGACUUUCAUCUUAUCCCUUUCUUAAAAAUGUUGUAACUUAUCAGCCAGAUGAUUUUUUUCACAGAAACAAAAAUGUUAAUUUGGCUUGCACUGUGAACAGAGUCUAGAGGAAGAAAUAAUCCUCAAGAUCCAUUUCACAUGGAAUUCCUGUUGCAGUGAAUUUCACUCUUUGGUGGCCAUCAUGAUCAAUUUGUCUCAUUUUCUAGCCUAUCUCAGUUUUCUUCCUGCAAGAUAUCUGUUCAAAUGGAUUAUCAGACACUGCUGGGAGUGAG
Messenger RNA from Empidonax traillii (willow flycatcher), 5284 nucleotides. It is a transcript of the gene GASK1B, whose product is annotated as golgi associated kinase 1B. The transcript has 5 exons. The record is from RefSeq and is a predicted model, not a curated record. Gene Ontology annotation, cellular component: Golgi apparatus. NCBI's taxonomy places the organism in Eukaryota, Metazoa, Chordata, Aves, Passeriformes, Tyrannidae. The coding region runs from base 1699 to 3345 and encodes 548 amino acids.